Scutellospora calospora is the source of this 617-nucleotide messenger RNA. The record is from the annotation of a GenBank genome assembly. Lineage: Eukaryota; Fungi; Glomeromycota; Glomeromycetes; Diversisporales; Gigasporaceae.
UUUUCCUCGAACAAUUUUUAACAAUGCUUAUGUUAACAGAUGAUGCUUCUAAAGCUGGUGUUGGUCAUACGUCAUCAACUGUAGAAAAAUUCAUUUAUAUGGUUACUCAUUUAGGUAAUGCCCAUAGAUUGACAACCAUAGUUUCAUUUUCUAGUUUUGGUUUUCUAUUAUUAGGUGGAUAUCUUAAAUCAAAAUAUUCAAAUCGAUAUCCUUGGGUUCAAUUUAUUCCUGAAAUUUUAAUCUGUGUAAUUAUUUACACUGCAUUAUGUGCUAUUUUUCAAUGGGAUGAUUAUGGUCUUGAUAUCCUUGGACACAUUCAAGGUGGCGGUUUUCCUUCUUUUCAAAUUCCUAGACCACCACCAAUGACUCAUAUAUUAGAUUGUUUCGAAACUGCUGUUUUGAUUUCAAUUGUUGGAUUUGUUGAAUCUAUUGUAGUUACUAAAACUUAUGCUACAAAACAUAAUUAUUCUGUUAGUGCAAAUCGUGAAUUGGUAGCUUUAGGUACCGCUAAUUUAGUUUGUAGCUUUUUUCAAGGGUUUCCUGCAUAUGGUGGUAUGGCAAGGAGUAGUAUAAAUGAUAGAGCUGGUGCUAAAACACAACUUUCUGGCAAUCAUUAG